Nicotiana tabacum (common tobacco) is the source of this 727-nucleotide messenger RNA. RefSeq names its product putative WRKY transcription factor 56. Gene Ontology annotation, molecular function: sequence-specific DNA binding; DNA-binding transcription factor activity. Gene Ontology annotation, biological process: regulation of DNA-templated transcription. Lineage: Eukaryota; Viridiplantae; Streptophyta; Magnoliopsida; Solanales; Solanaceae. The record is from RefSeq and is a predicted model, not a curated record.
UCUUCAAACACGUUCAUCGCAUUUCCUCUCCUUUCCCUUACAACAAUGGAAAAUUUUCAAUACUCAAACCCUAACCCUAAUUAUGGAGCUACUGAUUUUAUUGAGACGCCGGAAUUUGAGCUCUCCGAUUAUCUCUUUCCUGUCGACGGAUUGAAUGAUGAUUUUUUGUUACAAAAUGAAAUGACUUCUGAAUUUAUUCAAAGUAUUUCCAGCUAUUCCAAUCCCGCUCCAAGUUCAACUAAUAACAUAAAAUGUACAAAAGGUGUAAAGAAGUACAACAAGGUGAUUGCAAAGUCUAGGGUUGCAUUUAGAUUUAAAUCGGACUUGGAGGUGUUGGAUGAUGGAUUUAAAUGGAGGAAGUAUGGCAAAAAGAUGGUCAAGAAUAGUCCAAAUCCAAGGAAUUACUACAAAUGUUCAACUGGAGGAUGCAAUGUGAAGAAGAGAGUUGAAAGGGACAAUGAUGACUCAAGCUAUGUCAUCACAACCUAUGAAGGAAUUCACAAUCAUGAGAGUCCAUGUGUUCUUCACUUCACACAAUUCCCUCCCAACAUUCCCACUUAUGGCCUUCAUAAUCUUCACCUUUAGAAUUUUUUUUCCUCUAUUUGUCCUUCCAUUUUACUAAUAUUUUGGAUUUUAUUUGGACAAAAAAAAAAUGAAGUUUGUAAUUAAGUUUGAUCCAAAUAUUUGGUGUUCGCCUGAUAAGGAUAAGGGCUUAGCUCUUUGUGUC